AUGAUUUCCGGUAUCGCACACGUCAAUCUCACGGUAACGCCCGGCACGCUGGCGCAAGCAGAGGAAUUCUAUGUGAAGACCCUUGGCUUGACAUCAGCGCCUGUGCCUGCGCUCCAGAUAGGAACAAUCUGCUGGUUCAACAUCGGCUCCAGCGGACAGCAGAUACACAUCACCGACCACAUCGCAGCGGAUCCGGAAUCAACCAGGCACCCAUGCUUCAAGAUCAAUAGCCGCGAGGAGCUGGAGCAGCUCAAGAAAUCAAUUUAUGAUCACCAUGUCCGAGGAGGGCCGGCAGCUCCGCUAACAGCCGAUAAGCCUGGAGAGGUGGAUUCUGGUCAGUUAUUUUCUUUUCAAAAGCCCCCGGGUCAGUAUAAUGACUAG
Molecule: messenger RNA, 381 nt
Organism: Penicillium manginii
Lineage: Eukaryota; Fungi; Ascomycota; Eurotiomycetes; Eurotiales; Aspergillaceae
Product: putative glyoxalase family protein
Exons: 2
Coding region: 1-381 (126 amino acids)
Source: RefSeq, a predicted model, not a curated record